Akanthomyces muscarius is the source of this 1590-nucleotide messenger RNA. RefSeq lists its product as uncharacterized. The coding region runs from base 1 to 1590 and encodes 529 amino acids. NCBI's taxonomy places the organism in Eukaryota, Fungi, Ascomycota, Sordariomycetes, Hypocreales, Cordycipitaceae. The transcript has a single exon. The record is from RefSeq and is a predicted model, not a curated record.
AUGUCAAGUACCACGUCAUCGACGUCUUCUGAGACGAGGAUUACUUCCGGGACUCUUUUGCCCGGAAACACCACAUCUGCUCCAGUGUCCAAUACUACGUCGCCGAUGUGGUCUGCGACGCGAAUUACUUCCGCUACUGUUCUUCCUGCAACAGCUACGCCAACGGCGCUCCCCGCCUCCAACUUUACCGGCGUCUUGCGCGGGCCGGCACCUUCUUCUCAGGCAUGCCAUUAUCGCCCGGAAGCUAUGGACGGCGCACCGCUCGUCGCCGUCCUGCAGAACGAAGACAUCCGGCAUCGCAACCUCUCGCUGGCGUACCCGUACGUUGGCUCCGUCGGCUUUGACAGCGACGGCAUCACGCCUCUCUACGUGUCUGUCCGCGACGCUGCCAAGGGGUCGCACCUCAUCGACGUCUCGGAUCCUUCUGCCGUCACCAUCUUCGACUCGAGGAACAACUCGAUGCGGUUGGAUGUGACGGGCAUUCACUUCGUCACAGGCCACUGCAACCUGACCGUGUCCUACCUCAUCGACAACAUGUACACGCAGCUCGCGCAGCAGUCUCUCGAAAUGUGCUCACGGGGCCCCAUGGCGCUGCUGGCCACGGAGCAGACCUUUACCCAGACGCUCCUCCUUCGUGACCAGUGCAACGAGCCGGUCGGGCCCGCGGUUCGGCAGUACCCAGACCUGCGCCUCGAUGACGAGCAGUGCGUCCCCGUCGGCCCGCCCGGCAGCGGCAACGGGACGUGGGUGUUUAAUUGCCCGUGGCAGAGCGCCGGCUCCAGCGUGCAGCGUUGCAUGUCGGCUGUGCAGCGAGACGCCGUCGACUUUUUGCUGUACGACCCGUUCAACGGCGGCUGCGCCGACGUCUCCAGCGUCGUCACGUUGCUGGACGCCCACGCCCAGGACCUGCUCAACACGACGGCCCUCCAGCAGGAGCUGUACAACCAGGUCGGCAACGGCACCACCGCCGGCGAUAAGUUCUACAAGGUCGACGACACCGUCAUGUACUACAUGCAGCUGUGGGAGAGCCUCAAGAGCACGCUGUCCAAGACGAGGGGCCUCAACCCGGGCCGCGGGAGCAACCUGAAGCAGUACCUGGACACGUACAACAGCUACCGCAACUUUGGCGCUGAUGCCUGCGCGAGCCUCAACGGCUCCUUCAACACGCCGGCCGUCUUGAGCCUGAGCGCCGGCAGCAGCACGUUUCCCAUGCUGGCCGUCUUCAACGAUUUUCCCGUCGCGACCAGUCCACUGACAGCCAGGAUUCAGAAUCCCGCCAAGCUGGCAUGCUGUCCGAAUGGUGGCGUCGCCGUUACGAGCCCCGACAACGGCACCUGCGCGUAUCGUCCUGCUGCGCUUGUUCCGGGCACCAACUGCGUUUGCGGGAAGACGGCCAGCCAGCAGUCUGUGGCUUUUGGCUAUCGCCAGUGCGACAACUUUGUCAGCCAGUGCGACGCAGAUUCUGAUUGCGCAGACGCUGGUUAUGCUGGUUACUUGUGCCUGAUUGGCAGUUGCUGCGGUAAAGGCAUGUGCUUUGAUCCUUUUGAGUGCUCUCGUCCCAAUGUUCUUCUGCUCCCGGGUAGUGUCUAG